CUGCUUGAUCGUCGGCGAGAAUAUCACAAAAUAAACAUGGCAACUCAAAGGGCAUAUUGCGUUCAAAGUCCAUGGCACCGUUCAGGCCAGCUAUGUUUAACAAGUACCUCUACAGGUGUGGGUUUCCGUGAUUUCACCAUGAAGCGUGCUGCGGAAUACGGUCUCAGCGGCUGGGUGAAGAACACUGAUUGCGGAAGGGUCGAAGGCGAAGCACAAGGCUCAGAAGAGGGUAUCCAAAAAUUUCUCAAGGAUAUCAAUAAUGGCCCUCGACUUGCACAUGUAGUCAAGCUGGAGAAGAAGACACUCGAUCCGAAAGACGGAGAGAGUCAUUUUGGGCUUAGGAAGACAUCGGCGACUGUUUUUGAUUCACUUUGAUGGUCGACUAUACAGUGUAUACUCUGGUUCAAGCAGAAUAAA
Messenger RNA from Aspergillus nidulans FGSC A4, 417 nucleotides. RefSeq names its product acylphosphatase. NCBI's taxonomy places the organism in Eukaryota, Fungi, Ascomycota, Eurotiomycetes, Eurotiales, Aspergillaceae. Bases 37 to 375 code for a protein of 112 amino acids. The record is from RefSeq and is a predicted model, not a curated record. Gene Ontology annotation, molecular function: acylphosphatase activity; hydrolase activity. The transcript has 5 exons.